UGCCUCCAACCUCGUAGAGUUGGAGUUAAGAAACAAAAUGUCUCCUGCUGUCCUCCGAGUGUCCGGAUGCGGCCAGUGGGGCCCAAAGAACUGGAUGCCCCUGCUUAGGUCUCCAAAGCUGAGGGCGAGAAGCGCAGUCUCUUCGCUCCCUACUCGGACCGCGGCGACGCUGAGGCUGGAGCCUGCGGGCCGCAGCCUGUGGGACGAGCCGCUGCGCAUCUCGGUGGGCGGCCUGGCCCCCCGGCAGCCGGUCACUCUGCGCGCGGCCCUGCGCGACGAGAAGGGCGCGCUCUUCCGCGCCCACGCGCGCUACCUCGCCGACCCCGCCGGCCGGCUGGACCUGGAGCGCGCGCCCGCGCUGGGCGGCAGCUUCGCGGGGCUCGAGCCCAUGGGGCUGCUCUGGGCGCUGCAGCCCGACCAGCCCUUGCAGCGGCUGGUCAAGCGGGACGUGCGGACGCCCUUCGCCCUGGAGCUGGAGGUGCUGGACGGCCACGACCCCGAGCGCGGGCGGCUGCUGGGCCGCGCGGUGCACGAGCGCCACUUCCUGGGGCCCGGGGUGCGGCGGGAGCCGGUGCGGGCCGGCCGGGUGCGCGCCACGCUCUUCCUGCCGCCAGGACCUGGCCCCUUUCCUGGGAUUGUGGACAUUUUUGGAGCUGGAGGUGGCCUUCCGGAGUACCGAGCUAGCCUGCUGGCUGGGAAGGGCUUUGCUGUGAUGGCUUUAGCUUACUAUAACUAUGACGAUCUCCCCAAGAGCAUGGAGACCCUCGACCUGGAGUACUUUGAGGAAGCUGUGAACUACCUCCUUAGUCGUCCUCAGGUAAAGGGCCCAGGAGUCGGAUUGCUUGGCAUCUCCAAAGGGGGCGAUCUCUGCCUCUCCAUGGCCUCUUUCCUGAAGGGCAUCACUGCCACGGUCACAAUCAACGGCUCUCUGGUCAACGUGGGAGGAAGCUUACACUACAAGGGUAAGACCCUGGCCCCAGUGGGUUUUGAUCUGAAGCGAGUCAAGGUGACCCAGGAUGGCUCUGUGGACAUUCUGGAGGUCCUCAACAGCCUUUGGGAAGAGACUGAGCAGAGGAGCAUCAUUCCCGUGGAGCAGGCUGAGAGUGCCUUCCUCUUCCUCGUGGGGCAGGAUGACCGCAACUGGAAGAGUGAGCUGUAUGCUGAGGAGGCCUCCAAGCGAUUGCAGGCCCAUGGGAAGGAGAAGCCCCAGAUCAUCUAUUACCCGGGGGCCGGGCACUACAUUGAGCCUCCAUAUUUCCCCCUGUGCAGAGCUUCCCUGCACACCCUGGUGGGCAGGGCUGUGGUCUGGGGAGGCGAGCCCAGGGCUCAUGCCAUGGCCCAGGUGGAUGCCUGGAAGCAGCUCCAGAGUUUCUUCCACAAGCACUUGGGUGGGGGAAAGGAGACACUCUUUGCAAAACUGUGAUUUUUUUUUUUUUUUUUUUGCAUUUGAUUGUUUGGCAUCUCUAAUGCUAAUCUAGAGCUGGUGAAAUAGCUCACUUGGAGAGCCUGCUGCUGUACCAUGUGGGCCACCAGGCUGGAAAUCAGCACCUAACUUGUUAAAGGAAGCUCUCUCUGUGUCUAAAACAACAACCACCUCUUCUGGGAACAAUAGCUACAAAUACUAUGUAUGAAUCAUUUCACCUUUUCUUUUUUUCCCCCCACACUAGCGUUAUGGCUAGGGCUUAGUGCCUGCAAGACAAACUCACUCUGAUGGUCUUUUUUUGUUCCUUUAUUUUUUUGAUAGAGACAGAAAGUGAGAGGGAAAAGGGGUGGAUAGAGAGGAAGAAGAAGAGAGACACCUGUGGCAUUGGUCGAGCACUCAUAAAGCUCCCCUGCAGAUAGGGGCCAUGGGCUUGAACCAAGUCCUUGCACAUGGUAACAUGUGCACUCUGCAGGGUGCACCACUUCCCAGUCCUUGUUUCACCUUUAAAAAAGUCUGUUAUCAUCAUCAUCAUAGUGUGUGUAACUAUCUGUGCUGGGGUUUAUAAAUGUAAAAUUCCACUGCUCCAAGCAAACUGGUUUUCUUUUCUUUUCUUUUGUUGUUUUGUUCCUCCAGGGUUAUCACUGGGGCUUGGUGCCUGCACCGAAUCCACUGCUCCUGGAGGCUAAUUUUUUUUCCUUUUUGUUGCCCUUAUUUAUUGUCAUUGUAGUUGUUGUUAUUGCUGUUGGAUAUUAACUUUAAAUUGAUUACUAGUUAGAUGUAAAAGAAAUAAAAAAUUUUCAAAGCAAA
This is a messenger RNA of Erinaceus europaeus (western European hedgehog), 2230 nucleotides long. RefSeq names its product acyl-coenzyme A thioesterase 1. Gene Ontology annotation, molecular function: fatty acyl-CoA hydrolase activity. NCBI's taxonomy places the organism in Eukaryota, Metazoa, Chordata, Mammalia, Eulipotyphla, Erinaceidae. The transcript has 3 exons. Bases 38 to 1423 code for a protein of 461 amino acids. Gene Ontology annotation, biological process: fatty acid metabolic process; acyl-CoA metabolic process. The record is from RefSeq and is a predicted model, not a curated record.